Limulus polyphemus (Atlantic horseshoe crab) is the source of this 375-nucleotide messenger RNA. RefSeq lists its product as uncharacterized. The coding region runs from base 19 to 375 and encodes 118 amino acids. The transcript is spliced from 2 exons. The record is from RefSeq and is a predicted model, not a curated record. Lineage: Eukaryota; Metazoa; Arthropoda; Merostomata; Xiphosura; Limulidae.
AACAGUAUUGCAUGAAAGAUGGCGAAAGCGAGGAAGGUAAUGUCAGUAAUCUCUCAAACAAUUAUAUUCACGUCAUUUUUCUUAUUUGUCUCACCAAAAGAACCAGAAAGGCACCGGUAUGAAGCUGUGGAACAUCACAAGUUCUCACACGAUUCUCCAUUGUUUAUGUUUAAAAGAGAAGUUGAAUCAAAGAAGUCAUUACCAACAAAAAAAGCCAUUAUCAAACCAAAGCUGACAUUUUCAAAAAAUGAAAGUGACACAGAUGUAAAGGAUCCAGCUAGAUAUAAGGUUAAUAACAAAACCACAAACACUACUGUGGGUCCAGACAUCACUAAAUACACUGUAAGUACUGCUUCUAAGUGUUUGGAAAUAUAG